CAGGUUCGUUGGCUUGACAAGACACCAGCACUCCAGCAAUACAACAUGAGGCGUCGUGGAAUCUUAAAGUUUGUUCUUGCGCUUCUUGUGAUCCAUUUGGCUCUUGAAGUCGCAGGACUAGAUGACAACUUGGCAAUUGAAAGCAAGAUGGAUAAAGCAGAGGUUGGCCGGAGUGCGGAAGGAUUUGACUGGAGUUUUAUCACUGGCCAGCCGAGGAAUAUAGGAGAGCUGGGUAAUUUCAAAUGGAACAGUUUCAAUUUGGAAAGCAGUGCGGAAGAAGACGAAGAAGACGAAGAAGACGUCGACAGAAGGAUGGAUGACAUUGACUGGGGUUUUCAAAGGCCAAACAGCGAAGAGGAAGACGAGGCUGAGAAACGACUGGACGAUGGCAUUGACUGGAGUUUCCUGACGGAGCAAAUCGAUGAAGAGCAAGACGAAGUUGAGCAUCGAAUGGAUGAAAUUGACUGGAGCUGGGCCGCGCUAGGAGGCAGCAGUAUGGAUGAAGAAGAAGACGACGAAAUUGACGAAAGACUGGAGGACGUUGGAGAACUUACGGAAGAACGUGACGAGCCAGAGUAUAGCCAGGAAAAUAUCCCAUCGAAAUGGCACCAGAAACUUAAGAAAAAUAAAUUCUCUUAUGGACCACCCAAGAUCCAAAAACCACCCAAAGGCCAGUACGGUCCAGCCAAAACACCUAAACGACCUAAGCCUCAAUACGGGCCACCUAAAGGUACGAAACGCCCAAAAUACGGAGCCCCCAAGGCGCCCAAGGCCCCCAAACGACCGAAAACAAAAUACGGAGCCCCCAAAAAGACUCAUAAACCAACCAAGGGACACUACGGCCCACCCAAAACGACCUAUCACGCCCCAGCCUACGCCCAGCCUCAAGAGCCAUCCUACAAUCAUCAUCAAGAGCCAUCCUACCACUACCAGCAGCCUCAACAGCCCUCCUACAGUCAACCUCAAGUACCAUCCUACAAUCAUCAUCAAGCUCCCGCUUCUCACCCACCGCAACCAGAAUACAAAGAAGCCGAUCCAGUUACUUAUCCACCACAACCGGCUACUAAUUCUGUACCGCCAACUUACCGACAACCCGAAUUGCCUAGCUCCAGCAUCUCCCCGCCGCCAUCCAUUAACUACCAAACAACUCCAGAUUACAGCCAAUCGUUUUUCGAGUCGUCUUCUUCACAGCCGACUCCGGUUGUCCCGUACAGUCCAGCCAUUCCAACGCAAGAUCACCACUCUACUCCGAGCGAUCCGAGUUACGACUCUGGGACACAUUCUCCUCCUGCCCAGCGUGAAAACGCUUCUCCCUUUUUCCUACCAGAAACAGAGCCGUCUAGACAAAGACUAAGACAACCUACUUACGAACAAGUCUCCGACAAAAAUUACAAUCCAGGAUUUUUUCAACAUAUGUCCUUCCCCAAUCUCGAUGAAAUAUUUAAGCAGAUAUUCAAUUUUUAAAAAAGAUGAUUCUCAUAUCGUAAUUUUAAUUUCAAAUAACGUAUCUGAAUGCAUUGCUCACCGUAUUUACCUUGGAAAUAACUUGAAACUCUAAAACCACAGGCCUUUAAUCGAUUCAUAAUAAUAACUUAUUUAUUUAUUUUCUCAUCACAGUGGAUGGUGUUUGUUAUUCCAGGUUUUAACCAUUAAUACUUGUUAUUUAUCAAGAAAAUUUUUUACUUCAAAAUUAUCAUAUUUUAUUAUUUGUUAUGCAAUUAUGUGCACUUUUCCUGGUUCAAUACAUAAAAACACAAACAUA
This is a messenger RNA of Daphnia pulex (common water flea), 1762 nucleotides long. Its product is annotated as pollen-specific leucine-rich repeat extensin-like protein 1. Lineage: Eukaryota; Metazoa; Arthropoda; Branchiopoda; Diplostraca; Daphniidae. The record is from RefSeq and is a predicted model, not a curated record. The coding region runs from base 46 to 1464 and encodes 472 amino acids. The transcript has 2 exons.